CUCUGCUUUAAGAUCUCGUAACAUUGUCAAGUUGAAGUCGAACUCUUUCCGUCCGAUCAAAUGACAGACUUGGCUUUUUCUUUUCUAUUCUAUGUUACGCCUCCGACCUAUUGUGAGGAGAUGAAGCGAGAGCUCGUGCUCUUCCAGCGUGAGCUUGUACUGACACGCGAGGAUGCUGAACGCGCGAAAUGGGUCCAGGGUAUCGACUGUGAGGGCGGUUUUUCGUUGUCAGCCCCCUCUUCCAGGAUGGAGAGACUUGGAGUGAGCGGCAGGAUUGGGACGAGCAGUGCUAGCUUGAUGGUCGGUCGUCAAGCUGGACCCUGGACCGCGGCAACGGGCGAUUGGUUCCCACGUGACUUAAUUAAGGACAAGACGUGUCUUCGCGUCGCGUACCUAGAAUCAAAGAGUCAAUACAUUUCCAACAUAAGAUCGUUGGCCGUCUGUAGUUCUAUCUUGAAGAAAUUGUCCAGGGAAUAA
This is a messenger RNA of Desarmillaria tabescens, 477 nucleotides long. RefSeq lists its product as uncharacterized. The coding region runs from base 61 to 477 and encodes 138 amino acids. The transcript has a single exon. The record is from RefSeq and is a predicted model, not a curated record. NCBI's taxonomy places the organism in Eukaryota, Fungi, Basidiomycota, Agaricomycetes, Agaricales, Physalacriaceae.